Messenger RNA from Lachancea thermotolerans CBS 6340, 339 nucleotides. RefSeq names its product Sen15p (gene SEN15). The coding region runs from base 1 to 339 and encodes 112 amino acids. Gene Ontology annotation, molecular function: nucleic acid binding. The transcript has a single exon. Gene Ontology annotation, cellular component: tRNA-intron endonuclease complex. Gene Ontology annotation, biological process: tRNA splicing, via endonucleolytic cleavage and ligation; tRNA-type intron splice site recognition and cleavage. NCBI's taxonomy places the organism in Eukaryota, Fungi, Ascomycota, Saccharomycetes, Saccharomycetales, Saccharomycetaceae. The record is from RefSeq and is a predicted model, not a curated record.
AUGGAUAACCAGCACAUCAUCAAACUCGUGAGAAACAACCUUGUGCAUCAGCAGCUAUGGGAUGAUGUGGAAGAGGCAAAGCUUGAAGACACUGAUGCAUGGGUCCUGCGCGGCCUUCCGCCCCAUAAGCUGAGUAACGAUGACCCGCAACUAGAUCAUGAAUGGAUUCUGCCGAUUGAGCUAUCGCAGUACAAGCCCGGAAAAUUGACUCUGGAGCUUAUGGACAAGAUCUUUUCAGAACUGAAGUGUAGAAGGGUGACACUUGGGAUUGUCAAUGAUGACGGUACAGUGGUGUACUACUUUAUAUACAAGGGCCUACACAAGCCAAAGAGAAACUGA